AUGGACUCUUUUUAGAUAAAAGGUUUGAAAAUACAACUUCAUAAGUUUAGGGAUUCAUUUUUGUGUUAGUGACCAUCAAUAAGUAAAGGAAGCUCGUAAUUAAAUGUUAUAGGAUUCUGUGAGUUAGAAUAAGGUUAAAGCAAUAGUAUAAGAGAUAGAUAAUCUAGAGAAUCAGAAUCCAUUUUGGUAUUCAGAUCUGGCUAUAUAUUUGAACAUAGAUGAAAUUCAUAUAACAGGUGGAUUGAUUGAUCAUGCUUAGAAUGUAUAAUUGUUUAUUUAUACUUUUAGGUUAGCAUUAUUAAUUAGUAAAUUCGAAUCACUAAGCAUCUUUACUUUAAAAAUCUAAUAAAUAAAGAACUUAUGAUAACUAAUAUAUUUACUUCAUCUCCGCUUUUAAAAGUUGUUUUUGAAAAAAUUGUUUUACCAUCAAAUUAAACUACUCAAAAAACUAAAAUUUGCACUGUGAUAUUUGAACAAUCUAUCUCAAAUAUUCAAUCAAAAUCAUUUGAAAUUUGGUUAGCAGUAGAAAUAUCAUACUUUUUAAGAGUGCCAAUUAAGUUAAUUGUCUAUGAUAAACAUCUAAUGUGUUAAACUAAAUUAAUAGGCUAAUGUAAUGUAAAAGGAUAACAUUCAACUAUUGAAUUUAAUAAUCUAGGCAUUUAUUAACAAUAUUCAAAAGAAUUUUCUUUUUAUAAUCCAAAUCCUGUCAAAAUUGAUGUUUCAUAUAAACAAAAUGAAAAGAAAAAAAAUCCAAUUAGAGUAUUGUUGGUAAAUAGAAAUGAUAUAAAAUCAGCUUCAAAACGUAAAUUUUCAUUUGAAAUAUAACCUUUUUAAAGAAUUGAAUUAAAAGUUAUCAUUAAUACAAAUUAUUAUGAAAUACUGGCCAAUAGUAAAUUGGUUUUUAGAAGUUAAUAUGAAAUCAUUGAAAUAGAUGUAACAUACUCAGUAUAGAAGGGUUCUGUAAAUUAUUACCCUUCUGUAAUAACAUUAGAUCCAAGUAUGAAUUAAAAAAUGCAAUAAUUUGAUAUCUAUGUUAGAAGUACUUUUAAUGAAAAUAUUCAAUUAUUAUAAGUUGAGAAUCAAUAAAUUAAACAUCAAAAUAUUUCGUUGUUAACAAUGGCUACCAAUAUUGCUUCAAAUUCUAGAUCUGAUAUUUUACAUAUUGAUUAUAUGGGUAAACAAAAUUUCUAUUCAGAUUCAAAAUAUCAUAAAUAGUAAGCUAAAGAAUUAUUGAAUUCUUUUGGUAAAAAUAAAAUUAAGAUUUAGACUGAUGUCUUAUAGGAUUCUGAGAUUCUUAUUAAUUAUAGAUCUAAUUAAAAAUAUAAUGAAUAAAUUUUAAAGAAAAUUAUAAAACAAGAUACAAAAAUACUAAUUUCAUAAUAAAAAGUAGUAAUUUUAGAGAAACCAAACAUAAUAAUAAUAGUAAUCUCAAUUUUGAAUAUGUUAUAUAUAGCUAGUUUGUUAAGAAAUAAUAUAAAAAAAUCAUAGGAUUUAAAGAUUGCAAUGGAAGGAAAUGUUUUGUAAGGAUAGAUAGAUUUUUAAUCUAUUUUUAGGAUUCAAGAAUCUAUUUAAUUAUAAUUACAAAGUAAAUCUGAAACAAAUGAGGUUGUUUCUGAUAAAGUAGAUGAUAUUUAGGAUAUACUAAUACAAGAAGAUAUAAUGAGUAAAGAAAAUAUUAUUUACACUAAUUUAUAAUCUCAAAUUGAUGAGAGUUCAUCUCAUUUUAGUUAAGGUGAGAGUUUAGAUGAAGAUUAGAUUUCUGAAUAUUAGGAAAAGGUAGUGGAAUAAAGAAAAGUUUAAAAUUAAAAGAAUUUCAAUUUAUUUUAGAGAGUAGAAUUUACAAUUCCAACAUAAAUAACAAUGAAUACUCAAUCUUCUCAAGAAUGUUGGGAUACUAAAGAUCCAAUAUUUUUACCAUAAGAUUCUGAUGAAGAAAUGGUUGAUAAAAAUAGUGUUCAAAGAUUGGAAUCAAUGUUGAAUUAAAUUUAACAUAAAUUACCUCAAUUUGAAUAGAGUACUUUAAAGGUGCCAUUAAAAUGGAAUGAAAAUAAUUAAAUAAAUCCUUACUUUCCUAAACCUCCUCCAGGUAUUUGA
This is a messenger RNA of Paramecium sonneborni, 2094 nucleotides long. Lineage: Eukaryota; Ciliophora; Oligohymenophorea; Peniculida; Parameciidae. The record is from the annotation of a GenBank genome assembly.